AUGAUCAACGUGACCAACACCACACAGGAUGCAUCCAUCCAUCCUCCUCCCCCUAUCUCCCCCAAUCUUUUGAUUGAUUCUGUUGCUUCCGCCAGUGGGACUUUUCUGCCAGUGGGUUUGUUGCUUCCCACUGGUAGGCCCUUUCCUCCUACCAGUGAACCUGUCAUCUCUCGCCAGUGGACCUUUUUAUAUAGCCGCCAGUUGCCGGUUGCCGGUUGCCAGUUGCCAGCCGCCCAUUUUCCUUCCACUGGCGGGUCCAUCUAUCUCACUGGUAGGAGCCAUUUAUCCCACUGGUCGGACAUUUGCUUCCUGUUGCUUCCUGUUGCUUCUGCCGGGGAACUCGAUGGUUCCAUUUCUGCCGCAAAGUUGUCGGCUAUGUCGUGUCCUCAAGACACCUCGUCAAAAGCCGAUAAGGCUCACCAGAAGCCCAACAAGGGCGCCUAG
Messenger RNA from Phycomyces blakesleeanus NRRL 1555(-), 444 nucleotides. RefSeq lists its product as hypothetical. Lineage: Eukaryota; Fungi; Mucoromycota; Mucoromycetes; Mucorales; Phycomycetaceae. The transcript is spliced from 2 exons. The record is from RefSeq and is a predicted model, not a curated record. The coding region runs from base 1 to 444 and encodes 147 amino acids.